GGGUUUCUUCAGCUUGAGCAGGAAAAGCGUACGCAGCCCAUUUACUAUACUCCUUGGUAUUCUUCAGGUUCUUGUCGAUCAGGAUCAUCCGCUCGGGUAUUGGAUCUUGCCAAGAAGGCUCGUUGUUCGUAUCUGCCGCGGCAGCAUCUACGUGGGUUGCUUCCAACACCUCUAGAUCCCUUUCAAGGAGAGUGAUUUGAUCUCAGAGAUAGAGUAACAGUCUAGCAUUUAGGUUGCCAUACCGGUGAAAGACCAUGAAGUCAUUGUCAGAUGUCAGUAAUACUGAAUACCCUCGGUACCCGAUAUCUUUCCAGUAUUUUGGGAAGAUCCACUGCGGAAGAUGUUCGUUACGAUGGUCCUACAGGUUAUAUCGGGAUUGGCGGUAUCUCCACGGUGUCCAUGAGCCUAUACCUUUGCGGCUCAAAGGUCCACUACCGGCAGUAAUGGAAGCUGUAACUUGGGCACAUCAAUCUGUCAGAAGCUGACAGUGGGUCAAUCUUGGGUUUCGAACCCGGAGCGAUGCACCUCUUCGGCUCGAACCAUCACUUCUCGACCAAGACUGAGAGACACCUUUGAAGAGUGAGCAGCAUUAGCUGUACUACUCUGCAACUUGUGGUUCUUACUGGAGACAUGGAGCUUGCAGCAAACGGAGUCCUGUUAUGCGGCAAAGGACAUUAGCAUUACUUGCAUGUACGGAUUGUUGAGGCUCUACGUGCUGGUCUAGGUAUUUGCUAGCCUAGACACCACAGAAUCUUCCUGCAUUCGGCUGUCGACAUUGAGCAAGGAGCAUGAUGGAGAGAAUUAGGAAGAGUAUCGGACAGUAAAAAGAUCGGCCACGU
Didymella exigua CBS 183.55 is the source of this 839-nucleotide messenger RNA. RefSeq lists its product as uncharacterized. The record is from RefSeq and is a predicted model, not a curated record. The coding region runs from base 271 to 444 and encodes 57 amino acids. Lineage: Eukaryota; Fungi; Ascomycota; Dothideomycetes; Pleosporales; Didymellaceae. The transcript has a single exon.